AUGGGCGGCAUCGCCGAAGAGUUGGCCCGAGAGGGCGCCAACCUGGUUUGCGUCGAUGUCCGCGAGGAGUACGCCGAGAAAUGCGCCGCGGCCAUUGUUACCGAAGGGCGUGACGCCAUCGGCGUGGCCUGCGACGUUACCGACGAAGACCAGGUGCUUGCCGCCGUCUCGAGGGCCACGGAGCGGUUUGGGGGUGUGGACAUCCUGGUGAACGGCGCGGCCCAGUUCAACUUCAAGGGCGUGUUGAAUAUGCCGGUUGAUGAGUGGCGCCGCCAGACCGACAUCAUUCUGACCGGUGCGUUUCUGUUCACCAAGCACGUGGCCCACUUGAUGAUCCAGCAGGAGCGAAAAGGCAACAUAAUCAACAUCAUUUCCACUGCUGGACACCAGGGGGAGCCCGGCAACGUGGGAUACGGCACAGCCAAGGCAGGACUGAUUAACUUCACCCGGUCGGUGGCCAUGGAACUGGCCCGGUAUGGCAUCCGGGUCAACAGCCUUACACCGACGGCCACCGGUCAGUCGGAAGGACUGGAGAGGGCCGCCAGGUGGGCGUGUGGAGGACUGGCCGGGGCCCCGACUGGGACAACGCGCUUCGGGACUGCUGCCGGACGCCAGCCGGGGCGCACCGCUGCUCAAGCUGCCCAGCCCGUCGCAUUACGGCAAGGCUGCGGUCUUUCUGGCAUCCGACGAUGCUGA
Molecule: messenger RNA, 696 nt
Organism: Geodia barretti
Lineage: Eukaryota; Metazoa; Porifera; Demospongiae; Tetractinellida; Geodiidae
Source: the annotation of a GenBank genome assembly